UACGGAUUUUGCAUAGCGCAAAGUAUAACUAUUUUCCGAUGUCAGCACAAUCUACACUCGUGGCGAAUUCGUUGAAUCUAGACGGCCGCGCCGCCGCCGCAGUUCACCGUAGUUUCUUCGAUACUCCGGUGGAAUCGACGCCUCACAGCCUCAGCACUCUUCAAUCUUCCAACUGUUCAGGCAAUUUCACCGAGGAAGCCAAUAAUUCUACAAUCAUCAGCGCUUCAAUUCCCGUUGAAGAAAGUAUCCACAGCGACGCCGUCCAGGCGUCCGGUGCACAUGAAGCCGUCUUAUCAACCAUCGCAGAGAUUGGUGCGGCGAGAAUCGAGGAAAAAGAGCGAGAAGAAGUGCAGGUUAACUGUUCGACGAAAUGCGCGAGUGAAGAAGUUCCGACGAUCGACCACACUGAACUUAUUAACAACGAUGAGAAUGGCGGUAAGAGGAAUUGGAAGCAGCAACAGGUCAAGGAGAAGAAGCCUAGACGAAGGGGGGGAAAGUGUAGGAGAAACAAUUCGGGGUUGAUGAACUGUUAUCCUGUUGAAAGGAGGGAAAAGAAGGGGUUGGUGUAUUCGAGAGGGGAGUUGGAGGCUCUGAGGUUUGAUAUGAUUGAUGAACAAAAGAAGAAGUGGUUUGAGAUUUAUUGCAGGCUUGGUCCGGCGGUGGUGGAUGAGUACGAUGGACUGCUCAAAUCGGAUACUGCUCGUGAGAAAGAUAGCAUCCCAGGGUUCGACUUUGAUCCUCGCCCUCAGUUUCAGAAAUAUGCUAAUUUGGGUGAAGUGUGCCCAAAAGUUGAAGGUGAUCACCUUGAUAACUUGAACGAGUUAGAUCCUUCCUCUUUUCCUCCUGUUAGCGAUGAAAGAGGGUCAUCGGCAGUGGAAGAAGACUAUUGCGAAGAUGAUGAUAGUGAUGAAGAGUACAGUAUUCAGAGACCUGCCUUUUCUGUCACAGGAGAACCUGACUUUGACUCUGGCCCUCCGCUGGAUGGACUUGAAUAUCUUAGGCGUGUAAGGUGGGAGGCUGCUAGAAUUCCCAAGGUAAAAGUUGUAAAGGUCAAUAAAGUCAAAGAACAGAGUGUGUAUAUGCCUCAAAUUCCCGAUGUUAUCAAGUGCCCCGAGAAAUUGUUGCCUCUCAAACAGUGGGAAGACAGUUUUCUUUCUGAUUUUUCACAGCUGAGAGAGGCUUUUGCGCGGCUAGACCUUGAAGACCCCAGUGCAGAAACAUCAGCGAAAGAGGAAUUUUUGAAUCAGAUGGUUGAGAGUGAUAACACCUCUGAGAAAUAUGUCAGCUUAGAAUUUAUAGAUGGUUCUUGCAUCUCGGAGACUAGUGAUGCCAAUUCCAGCCCAUCUUCUCCUCAAAGCUCCAUUGAUCUCCCCACCCUCUCUGCAAUUCUGAAGAUGGAUUCUGCCGCUCGAACUUCUCUACUGAAGAAACGAGUGAACUCUGUGUUGAAUGUAGACAUGUUAGCAUACAAGGAUAGUUUAUGGUUGUUUGCUCUUUGUGUAGCACUAGAUUGCCCCCUCCACGCCGACACAAGUGCAGCCCUUCGUUCAUUACUGCGAAAGUGUGCAAGCUUGCGAGCUGCGAAAACAGAGGUAGACGAUGAAGUUAUUGCUCUCAACAUCCUUGUCACGAUAACAGGCAAGUAUUUUGGACAGCUAGAGCGAGAAUGAAUGAGUUUUUGCCUCUCACAAUGUUUGCUUCUUAGAUGGAUGGAUGCAUAUAUUGCUUUUGUUAUCACUAUCUAGACGUGGAUUAUGAAGAUGCAAGCUCACUGCCCAUUCACUUUA
Molecule: messenger RNA, 1787 nt
Organism: Salvia hispanica
Lineage: Eukaryota; Viridiplantae; Streptophyta; Magnoliopsida; Lamiales; Lamiaceae
Biological process (GO): spliceosomal snRNP assembly
Cellular component (GO): nucleus; SMN complex
Source: RefSeq, a predicted model, not a curated record